Messenger RNA from Sclerotinia borealis F-4128, 7902 nucleotides. The record is from the annotation of a GenBank genome assembly. NCBI's taxonomy places the organism in Eukaryota, Fungi, Ascomycota, Leotiomycetes, Helotiales, Sclerotiniaceae.
AUGUCGAACUUUCAAGAGGCUUUUCGAAUGCCUGAUGAAAGUUUCAAUGAGUUCAAUACUAUUCCUAAACCGCCUUUUCUCUCCAAUGAUUUCUCAUUCCAACCUGAGUCUGACUUGAUAGAGCCAUUGGCCAUAGUUGGUCUGUCUUUCAGAUUCCCCGAAGAUGCUACUUCGUCGGAGGGAUUUUGGACAAUGAUGGCACAGAAAAGAAACGUAAUGACAGAGAUACCGAAGGAUAGGAUGAACAUAGAUGCAUUCUAUCAUCCGGAUAAGGAGAGAGUCGAUACAAUAACUCACCGGGGAGCACACUUUCUAAAGCAAGACCUAGCUGCUUUUGAUGCACCAUUCUUCUCAAUAUCACCAGCAGAAGCUGCUUCCAUGGACCCACAACAACGAUUAAUGCUUGAAGUCUCAUAUGGCGCCCUCGAAAAUGCUGGAAUACCUCUUAAAACCAUCAAUGGAUCAAAGACAGCAGUAUUCAGUGCAUCGUUUUGCGACGAUUUUCGAAUUAUGUCUUUGAAAGACCCAGAAAGAUUAUCCAAGCACGCAGCGUCCGGAAACACAUUCUCGAUUCUCGCAAAUCGGAUAAGCUGGGCAUACAAUUUGAAAGGCCCGAGUAUGCAUAUUGACACAGCUUGCUCCAGCAGUUUAGUAGCUUUGCAUCUUGCAUGCCAAAGUCUGCGGAGUAGAGAAUCUUCGAUGGCCAUAGUUGGUGGAUCGAACAUCAUUUCUUCGGUAGAGCAACUACUGCUUUUGUCAAAUUUGAAUCUUGUGUCUCCUGAUAGCAAGAGCUACAGCUUUGAUUCCCGAGCAAAUGGCUAUGGGAGAGGUGAGGGAUGUGGCGUUGUUGUAGUCAAACGAUUGAACGACGCCAUAGCGCAUGGUGAUACUAUUCGAGCCGUUAUUCGUGCGACUGGGACUAACCAGGAUGGCCGAACUUCAAGCCUCACAACGCCGUGUCAGGAUGCACAAAAAGCAUUGAUCAGGGAUACUUAUGAGUCGGCUGGUUUGGACUUUCGCAGCACGGCUUUCUUCGAAGCCCAUGGAACGGGGACGGCCGUGGGAGAUCCUAUUGAGGCUUCAGCAAUUGGAAGAGUCUUAGGAGAAGACAGGCCAUCUGAUCGUCCUAUAUAUGUUGGUGCCGUAAAAUCGAAUAUUGGUCACUUAGAAGGAGCCAGUGGAAUUGCUGGCCUGAUCAAAACCGUCUUGGCUUUGGAAAAGGGAGUGAUACCUCCUAAUGCCAAUUUCGAUAAGCUCAACCCCAAAAUUGACGCCAAAAAGUUGAAUCUGGCAUUCCCACAAGAGUGCAUACCUUGGCCAAUCGAUGGUUUGCGAAGAGCCUCUGUCAAUUCCUUUGGAUUUGGUGGUUCUAAUGCUCACGUUAUUCUCGACGAUGCGUAUAACUUUAUGAAUAUGCGCGGUAUUUCUGGGAAUCAUCAAUCGGCAAGUCUUCGCCUACGGAUCGACAGUGAAAUCUCGCUCGCUUCGCCGGGAAUGUUGUCUCCAUACCUUGGUCAAUGGGAUGAUAUCGCAUCAAUUCUAGAAUCAAGUCCUGAAGGUUCGGUGAAAUGGGAGUCUGGAAGCAGCCAAAUCAUUAUCCAGCCGAAAAUCACCACUGAAGUUCUCAAAUUGCUCGUCUGGUCUACUUCGGAUGAAAAGGGAAUGGAAAGAAUGUCGAAUGACUUCGCAGAGCACUUCUCCGAUAUCAAAGACAGAACAUCUAAGAACUCGUCUUACAUGUCUGAUCUUGCAUACACAUUGGCAGCUCGAAGAAGUUCAUUGAAUUGGAAAUCUUUUUCAAUCGCUAGCUCAGUUCUGACUCUUCGAAAUCUCAAGGACACGAUAUCAAAACCUGUGCGCUCUAGAAAAGAGCGAGGCCUCGGGUUCGUGUUCACCGGUCAAGGUGCACAGUAUGCAAAGCUGGGUUAUGAGUUAAUGGCAUAUACUGUCUUCCGUAACUCACUCAAAAUGUUCGAAAGCCAUCUUAGUAACAUUGGAUGCAAGUGGUCUCUUUUAGAGGAGCUGCUGAAAGACGAGAAGAGUUCGAACAUCGACAAUCCAGAAUUAAGCCAGACUCUAUGUACAGCAAUCCAAAUAGCCAUAGUGGACCUCCUUCAAAGUUUCGGAAUACGCCCAGCAACUGUUAUUGGCCAUUCUUCCGGAGAAAUUGCUGCUGCUUAUGCAUCAGGGGCACUUUCCAUGUUAUCAGCUUGCAAAGUGGCAUAUUUUCGAGGCAAGCUAGCGGAUCGCCUUGUACACGACAGUUGCACAAAAGGAUCCAUGCUUGCCGCAGGGUUAUCAGAAACCCAAGCGAUGGCUUACAUAGAGUUAUUGCGAAGAGAUAGUCCCUGGCUACAGGUUGUCGUAGCUUGCAUUAAUAGUCCUAAGAGUGUCACAAUAUCUGGGGAUGAGGCGGGUAUAGACAAACUCAAGCAAAACCUAGACGCCGAAGGAGUGUUCAAUCGCAAACUCAGAGUACCGGUAGCUUAUCACUCUACCCAUAUGAAUGCAAUCUCGGAAAUGUACUCAUCGAAGCUGGUUAGCCUUGAGGCCAAGAAGUGCCCCACGGAUGAAGUGCAGGCGACCAUGAUAUCUUCUGUUACGGGAUGUGAAGUGCAACAUGAUGAGCUUAGGAAAGCAUCGUACUGGGUCCGAAAUAUGGUGUCUCCUAUCAGGUUUUCAGAUGCCUUGUGUAAGGCAGUUUCGUAUUCUAAAGAAUCCAGAAAUGGUAUUCAAAUCGGACAACAGACAAAGCAUCAGAUUUUCGAUCUCCUCGAGAUAGGUCCGCAUUGCGCUCUCCAAGGUCCGAUCAAGGAUACACUUGCCACCGUCACCAAUGGAAAGGAAGUAGGCUACAACUCGGUACUAAAGCGCCAAUCAAACGGUGUUUACACUUUACUGAAUGCCAUCGGAUGUUUGAGCUGUCUCGGAUACCCCGUCGACAUCAUGAAGGUUAAUAUGGCUGACGAAGAUAGUCAGUUGAAAGUUUUGGUCGACCUGCCCUCAUACCCCUUUGAUCAUUCCACUCUUCAUUGGCAUGAAAGCGAUUUGGGGCAAAACUAUAGACUUCGCAAACAAAAACGUCUAGAUAUCUUGGGAACGCAUAUUGUGGAUCCGUAUGCUCAAGGCAUGAAAUGGCGAAAGAUAACCAGGAUGUCGGAGACGCCAUGGGUUCAGGAUCACGUGGUAAAUGAAACGACAAUCUAUCCAGCUGCCGGUAUGCUUGCAAUGGCAAUUGAAGCUGCUAAACAGAUUGCAAGUCCCCAAAAAAGAGUCAAAGGCUACUUGAUUAAGGAUACCUCGUUUCUAGCCCCUUUGCGUCUUACGCCUGAUGACCACGGAGUCGAGUCAGUUUUCUACAUCGUUCCAUUGGACGACAAAUUUGACAAGACUUCUUUGUUUGCGGAGUUCAAGUUGUCCACACUACAAAGCGGACAAUGGGAGGAAAAUUGUUCUGGAAAAAUCCAAGUUCAAUAUGAGACUUUAGAGCAAAGCCUAACUCCGAUUUCGAGGUCCAGAGCCAGUGUUAUCAAAGACACAGUUCGAGAAGGCGUCUCACGGUGCAAUCAAAUCAUAGAGCCAAACCAAAUGUACCAUAGGUUCGAGGAUAUGGGGCUAAAAUUUGGUCCAACAUUCCAGUCCUUGAAAAAAGUCUCUGUAGGACCAAAUUUCGAAGCUUGUGCUGAUAUUGGCGCCUUUCGAUGGAUCAUUGCCGAAGAUUCGAACCAUCAUCAGGACCACAUCAUCCAUCCUAUUACACUGGAUGGCAUGUUUCAAACCAUACUAAUUUCUCUCGCCGGAGGGACUAAAGAGAAGCUGCCCACUGCUGUUCCUACUCGUGUGGGGUCAAUAUGGAUCUCAGGCAAUGGUGUCAGCUAUCCAACAACUGAUAACAUUCGUGUGUAUGGUAAAGUUGAUAAGACUUCAUCCCGAGGCAAUACUUCUACAGCAUAUGCUGUCGAUCGUGAUACUGAAGAUGCUAUAGUGUCUAUCACGGGUCUAGAAACCACGUUCGUGGAUUCAAACAGCAAUACCAACGAGGUUAUCAAAAAGCAGAAGCUCUGCUACAACAUUGACUGGAAGCCUGAUAUCGAUUUAUUGGACCAAGCCACAGCUAGAGAAUAUUGUCGACAGGGUGUUCUAAUGAAAGAUCUCUCUCAGUUCUAUGAAGAUAUGUCUCUAUUGCUGACCUAUUUUAGCCUUGAAAUCCAAGAAAAGGUCAAUUUCGCAGGAUUGGAUAGCUCUCGACCAUAUUAUCAGAGAUACAUCCAAUGGAUGAAUGCAUACACCACGAGUUUGGGGCUUCCAGCAGACCAGCAAUAUGAUUUACAAAGCCCCACUGGUCCCGCUGAGCUCGAAGCAAUCGAAUUAAUCAUGACCAGCGUGGAGCAUGCCAAUGCUGAAGGGAAAAUGUUCGUGGAAGUUGGCAGGAACAUUGUCAAUAUUCUAAACGGAAACGUGGACCCUUUAGAAAUCCUCUUUCAGACCGACCUCGCAUCAAAAUACUAUCAGGAAGUCAACAUUAGAGUUGGGACCACGCUAGCUCGUGUCGUCGAAUUGAUAGCUUACAAACGACCUGGGCUGAAAGUUCUCGAAAUCGGUGCUGGCACAGGAUCUACCACUGAUCAUAUUCUGAGAUCUGCCGUGAUCCGCGGGGCAGACAAUCACACCACGAGUGCAAUUUCGGAUUACGAUUUUACAGAUAUUUCCCCUUCGUUCUUCGAAGCUGCCAGGCAGAAGUUCGAAAAUGAGGAACCACAAUUCAGAUUCUUGCUUUUAGAUGCCUCGGUCGACCCAGAAGAUCAAGGUUGUGAGGUCGGAAGAUAUGAUCUUAUCGUCGCUGCCAAUGUACUUCACGCUACCGAGAAAUUGGACACGACGGUUCGUAACGUCCGGAAGUUGCUCAAGAAAAAUGGUAAACUUGUUUUGAUCGAGAUUACCGGAAAUUCAUGGGCCCCUCAGUUUGUCUUCGGUACACUACCAGGAUGGUGGCUUAGCACAGAUGAAUACCGCGUUUCAGGACCUUGCAUAUCCAGUGGUGAAUGGAACAAUAUACUACGCCGAAACGGAUUUUCUGGGACAGAUUUAGUCGUCGAUGACUGUGACGAUCCUCGAAGUCAGGUGUGUAGUGUUAUCGUAUCAACGGCCAUUGACAAUUCUAUUAUACCAAUGUUGCCGGAGACUUUUAUCAUUGUCGAAGACGGGCAGGCUGAUACAGCUAUUGCCAAAGAGUUGGCGAAUAAGCUUGACUCUUGUGGAUUUCCAAUGAAAGGAGUUUUCCAACUCUCCGAUUUGUCACAUCAUGAUCUUACCAGCAAAUUUUGCAUCUGCCUGGCCGAAAUCGGGUCUUCGUUGCUUGGAUUACUCGAUGAAGAAACCUUCUAUAGAGUCCGCUCCUUACUCACGACUUGCAAUGGCAUGUUAUGGGUGAGGAAAUAUUGCAGAACUGAUCGGGAUGUGAAACUCAACAUGAUUGACGGCCUUGCUCGUGUUCUCAGAACUGAAUAUAGCGACCAAAAAUUUGUCACCCUGGCACUUGAAAACAUCACCAGUCCCGUCACCGUCGCAAGGAGCAUUCUCCGAGUAUUUGGAAAGAUUAUUUCAACGGAGCUUAGUGAAUUGGACUUGGAGUAUCGAGAAACAGCCGAUCAAAUAGUCAUCAACAGAGCCAUAGCAGCUGACUAUUUGGAUACCCACAUCCAAAAAGCCUCGGAACAGCAGCACACAGUAUCACAAGUUAUAAGAAAGUCCCCGCCGCUUAGACUUGACACGAGCACUGUAUUGCAAUCCUCAGUCUUCAUUGAAGACGACGAGGAGACACAAAUUGGAUGUAAAGAGGUAGAUAUCCAGAUCAAAGCAAUUGGAUUGGACCCAUAUCACUGCCACACAGCGAAGAAGGCCGGUUCCGGUAGCUUUAUGGCAGGUUAUGCAGGUAUUGUGACGAAUUCUGGAGAAGAAGCGGACCUUCGAAUUGGCGAAGAAGUGUAUGGAAUUUGUCCGGGAAGUAUCAGUACAUUCUUGAGGGGCGACAGCAGAUUGUUUAGGAGACUCCCAAUGGGCCUAUCUUUUGCAGAUGCUGCUGGAAUAUCUCUUCCUUUCUCGAUUGCAUACAACGCACUGAUUGAAGUGGCUGGAUUACGCAGAAAUCAAACAAUCUUGAUCCACACUGCAGCCGAUGCAAUUGGACAGGCAGCUUUGCGAAUAGCUCUGUACAUGGGAGCUAUUGCGUUUGCCACCGUCGAUACCAUUGAUAAGAAGCAGCUGCUAUUGGAAGUUUACAAUGUACCUGAACGUUGUAUAUUUGACUCUCGAGACAUCAGCUUUGCCGAGCAUAUCCUGAAGAUGACUGGAUCUGGAGUUGACGUGGUACUGAACUCUCUGCCUGACAGUGGACAGAUUGCCUCGGCAGAAUGCACCACACCGUUCGGGCAUUUCAUCCAGAUGCACCAAAUGGACCUUCAGAUUUCAAAAAUAGCUGCCGACAGAAAGAUUUCGGUUCAUAUGCAAGAUAUGGCUAUGAUGGCAAGAGCUCGUCCGGAGCAGAUUCGUCGAACACUGGAAGCAAUCUCUUUCCUGAUUAGAGGGGAUAUUGUGCGACCAGCAUUUCCCUUUGAGACUCGUCCGAUUUCAAAGAUCACGGAUGCAUUUCGAGACUUAAAUAGCGAGAAGCAUAUUGGCCAAACUGUGAUUACCAUCUCCGAAAAUGAUGUUGUUGAAUCUCUAAUUAGAAAAGCUCCAGAUUACCAAUUUGAUUCAAAUUCAACCUAUAUGAUAGCUGGCGGAUUUGGAGGACUUGCAAGAAGUCUUGCUCGUUGGAUGGCUAGUAGAGGAGCCAGAAACUUGCUCUUGCUCUCCCGUUCCGGUGCUCGAAAGGCGCCAGCUCUAGAACUCGUUAGAGAUUUACAGAGCCAAGGUAUUCGCGUCGAGUGCCCACAAUGCGAUGUUAAUUCAUUCGAACAACUUUCGGAGGUACUGACCACGUACGACAAGUUACUUCCACCAAUAAAAGGAUGCUUUCAAGGAUCGAUGGUCCUGCAGGACUCCGCUUUUGAGCAAAUGAGUUAUGAUCAAUGGUGCACUACUAUACAGCCGCGAGUUCAGGGCUCCUGGAAUCUUCAUUCAUUGUUACCUAAAGGAAUGGAUUUCUUCAUCCUACUCUCUUCAAUAACUGGAGUCGUAGGUACCGGCGGGCAAGCCAACUAUGCGGCAGGAAAUACUUUUAUGGAUGCACUUGCCCACACGCGACUGGUAGCGGGCGAAAAGGCGGUGUCGUUAGAUCUCGGCUGGAUCGAAUCUGCGGGAACGGUGGCCGAGAAUAAAGAUGUCGAAAAAGGACUAGACUCUGCUGGGUUCCUCAUUCCGAUAUCACAGGACAGCUUGUGCGGACUACUGGACUACUACUGCAACCCCGCUCGAGAGAUCAACGAGCUGAAUUGCCAAACCCUUGUAGGCAUUGCCACUCCCGCCUAUGCGAAAGCAAAGGGUAAAGAUUUUCCUCCAAUUUUGCAGAGGUCCUUGUGGAGAGCUCUCACGCUUGGCGAAACGUUAAAUAAUAUGUCAUCUGGCCGGGCUAGUGCAAAUGGAAAAUUGGAUUAUCCAGAGCUCCUAUCCAAGGCUAAAAGUUUACCGGAGGCAGUCGAAAUCGUUGAAGCAGGAUUAUUACAAAAACUAUCGAGCGCUUUGGGUAUUCCAGAGGAUAGUUUUGACGCGGCGAAACCUAUCCAUGUUUAUGGAGUCGAUUCGCUACUGGCGGUCAGUCUAAGGGGUUGGUUUAAAAAGGAGUUUGGUUCCAAUAUCUCCGUAUUUGAUAUCAUAGGAAAUUCGAGCUUGGGGGCAGUGAGUAGUAUGGUUGCAAGCAAAAGUCAAUGGUUUUGUGGAGAAGUUGACAGGGCGCCAAUGUAA